Molecule: messenger RNA, 1773 nt
Organism: Cucurbita moschata (crookneck pumpkin)
Lineage: Eukaryota; Viridiplantae; Streptophyta; Magnoliopsida; Cucurbitales; Cucurbitaceae
Product: cytochrome P450 98A2
Exons: 3
Coding region: 39-1565 (508 amino acids)
Molecular function (GO): iron ion binding; monooxygenase activity; heme binding
Source: RefSeq, a predicted model, not a curated record
UCAAAAACAAAAAUUAAAAAAAAAAUUAUAAUUCCAAAAUGGUCCUCUCUCUCAUCCCUCUCUCUCUCCUCCUCCUCCUCCUCGCCUACAACCUCUACAACCGCCUCCGCUUCAAGCUUCCACCGGGGCCACGCCCGCUUCCGGUGGUCGGAAACCUGUACGACGUGAAGCCGGUUCGGUUCCGAUGCUACGCGGACUGGGCGAAGCAGUACGGUCCAAUCAUAUCGGUGUGGUUCGGGUCGACGCUGAACGUGGUGGUGUCGAACACGGAGCUAGCGAGGGCGGUGCUGAAGGAGCACGACCAGAGCCUGGCGGACCGGCACCGGACUCGGUCGGCGGCGAAAUUCAGCCGCGACGGAAAGGACCUGAUUUGGGCGGACUAUGGGCCCCACUAUGUGAAGGUGAGGAAAGUGUGUACCAUUGAACUGUUCUCCCCUAAGCGACUUGAAUCUCUGAGGCCGAUUAGAGAAGAUGAAGUUUCCGCCAUGGUUGAAGACAUCUUCAAGCUCUGCACCAGUCCUGAGAAGUCAGGCAAGAGUGUGAAGGUGAGGGAGUUUCUGGGAGCGGUUUCAUUCAACAACAUCACCAGACUCGCAUUCGGGAAGAGGUUCGUCAACUCCGAUGGCGUUAUGGACGAGCAGGGCCUCGAAUUCAAGGCCAUUGUCGCCAAUGGCCUCAAGCUCGGCGCCUCCCUGGCCAUGGCUGAGCACAUCCCUUGGCUUCGCUGGAUGUUCCCUCUCGAAGAAGAAGCCUUCGCCAAGCAUGGUGCCCGUCGCGACCGCCUCACUCGCGCCAUCAUGGAAGAGCACACCAAAGCUCGCAACCAGAGCGGCAAUGUCAAGAACCACUUCGUUGAUGCUCUACUUACUCUCCAAGAUAAGUAUGAUCUCAGUGAAGACACUAUCAUCGGCCUCCUUUGGGAUAUGAUCACUGCCGGCAUGGACACGACGGCGAUUUCGGUGGAAUGGGCGAUGGCGGAGAUCGUAAGGAACCCUAGAGUGCAGAAGAAGGUUCAGGAGGAACUAGACAAUGCGGUUGGAGUAGAUCGGAUUAUGACAGAGAACGACUUCUCGAACCUUCCGUAUCUCCAAUGCGUCGUAAAGGAGGCGAUGAGAUUACAUCCACCAACGCCAUUGAUGCUGCCACAUCGAUCAAACGCCAAUGUGAAGAUCGGCGGCUACGACAUCCCCAAAGGCUCGAACGUGCACGUGAAUGUGUGGGCAGUGGCACGUGACCCGGCGGUGUGGAAGAACGCAGAGGAAUUCCGGCCAGAGAGGUUCUUAGAAGAGGAUGUGGACAUGAAAGGGCACGAUCUCCGGCUGCUGCCAUUUGGGGCAGGGCGGAGGGUAUGCCCAGGGGCUCAAUUGGGAAUCAAUUUGGUGACAUCAAUGUUGGGGCACCUUCUGCACCACUUCGAAUGGACACCGUCGCCGGGGAUGAAGGCGGAGGAGAUCGACAUGUCAGAGAGCCCUGGAUUGGUGUCGUACAUGAAGACGCCAGUGCAGGCUGUGGCCACUCCCAGGCUGCCUUCGGGGCUGUACAAACGCGUGCCUGUGGACAUGUAAGAUGUGUUUGUUUUUGUUUGGUUGUUGAUGUUCCUCGGCGUUUAGAUUUGUUUUGUAUUAUGAAAAAGGGUUUCUUCCCGUGAUACUGAGGUUGAAGAAGGUUUCUGUUUUCAUGGAAACUCCUUCUUUCUGUAAAAUCUGAAGCGAAAUCAAACCUUGACGACAACAGAACAGAUGUUUCAAUUCAAUCACUCAAUUUUCUAUCUUC